Molecule: messenger RNA, 10097 nt
Organism: Lineus longissimus
Lineage: Eukaryota; Metazoa; Nemertea; Pilidiophora; Heteronemertea; Lineidae
Product: WW domain-containing adapter protein with coiled-coil-like
Exons: 13
Coding region: 114-1901 (595 amino acids)
Biological process (GO): positive regulation of TORC1 signaling; regulation of autophagy
Cellular component (GO): nucleus
Molecular function (GO): RNA polymerase II complex binding; chromatin binding
Source: RefSeq, a predicted model, not a curated record
UGGCAGAUCUUCUACAUAUUUGUUGGUUAUGUGUUUUGAGGUGAAAAACACCCAAAAUCUCCGUGCUUUACCAUUCGAUUGGGCUGUUGAAGCUACCAAAUACCUAAGCAUUGAUGGUAAUGCAUGCAAGGAAAUUUCCAAGGCUCAAUGAUGGGUAUUAUAGCCGAAAUGAGACUCAUCCAUACGAGAAUAUGGAUAAGUACCCAUCAAAAUCAAAAUAUAACGAUCGUUAUUAUGACAAACUGGACGAGUCUCCCAGUAGCCGGCAUCGGGAUGAGAGUCCAAUCGAGCGACCCAGCCCACGAUAUCACAACAAAUCUUCGUAUAUCGAAAAGACCAAGGAAAAACUUGACCGAGGUUCAAGUGGAUCUCCAGGCGACCGCCGACUCAAUCACCACGCAGGUUCUCAUGCGAGCUCUAGCAGCAGCAGUAGUAAGAGUAAUAAUCACAACAGUCAUGACAGAGAUCAUAAGAAUGGUCGUGAGGGCUCCACCAAGAAGGAUGUUAGAGCAGAGGUACACAAGUCGGCCCUGCGGGUGUGCGGAGACUGGUCAGAACACACCAGCUCCUCGGGGAAGAAAUACUACUACAAUUGUAAAUCUGAAGUAUCCCAGUGGGAGAAGCCUAAGGACUGGCAUGAUACCAUGUCCCACAAGCCUGAGCGCAGGUCUAAGGACAGGGGAAUGGAAAGGCAGUCCUCUAUCAAAUCCGAUGAAGAUAAAAGACAUUCCAUUGAUAAAAAUGACCGGGUGCACAGGACGUCGCAGUCCUCAUCUCACGGAUCUGUUAGUAAAAUGUCACAAAAUUCCGACCACGCCAGGGCGCGGCACAACAGUGCCACGGAACAGUCGCAACGUCUCGGCCAAUCACAGCAAAGGACUGGUAAUAACGUGUUCUCAGAACACUCCAAUGACUCGUUAUAUAAGGGGCACAAUCGCGCCUCGACGGAUAGACGUGAUAGUAGGUCAAUAUCUUUUAAUCAGACUGACGGACGGUUAUCACACUCGCAGGAUAGCUGGAAACGGGAUUGCGAAGAUGCUGGUCAAGAAGAAGAUAUGGAUAUCUCACCGGGCAGCUCGCCCACAAAUUCUCGCCCAUGCUCACGACAACACUCCCAACAGGCGACACCUAUUGUUAAUUUAGCAAGUUCAUUGAAUAUGGGAGCGCCGUCUUCCGCCACCAAUAGUUUGUCAAAUUCAAUGGUGGCGCCGCCUGGCGUGUCGUUACCCCACUUACUGACGCAGAUGAAUGACAAGGCGCUGCAGAAUCUAAAUAAUCAGGAAUUAACGCAACAAGCAUUACAAACCCUUCAAAAACUUCAACAAGCCUUGAGUAGGCAAGUAACACAGAAUGCCAUUAGCCAGUCUCCCCCAUCAACAACGUCGGAUAUGACUCCGUCACCGUUCACGUCGCCCACGUUAAACUCUGCGCAUCACCCGGCAAGAAUACGGACGGACUCCACCACGUUACAUAGUGACGAUGGCGGUGCCAGUCCGCGGUCAGAUCAGAGUUUUAGGUCAUCAAGGCAUGGUAGUCCGACUCCAAGCCAGGGUAGUUCACAAGGUGUCCCAAUCACGAGCUGUCUCGCUUCAAUCAAACCAGCGUCAACUAUAGAGCUUACUCCUUCUUUAGCAAAUUAUUACGAUGAAAAAUUAACUGGUCACGUGUCGGGGUGGCAGGGGACUCAUAUUGAAAGACAGGCUGACCACUAUAUGGAGGACGCGCAUACUGUGGGGAGUCUUCAUUGUACGCAAGUGUCUGCUGACCUCAAGAAGGCCAGGUCUUUAGUUCGUAUAGCGGAGAUACAAUCCACAUUACAAGAACAAAGGAUAUUAUUUUUAAUACAACAAAUAAAAGAACUGGAGACUGUAAAGAGCCAGAAUACGUUCAUGUCAUCUUAGUACAUUAUGUAAUCAUUGCUAGUGACUAAUUAAUAUCAUUAAUUAAUUCUUGAGUCUGUUGCAAAGUUAACGAAGUCAAACAGACUUUGGUCCGGUUUCGAUAAUUCAAAUUUUUUAAUGAACAUUGAUGUUAUUUUGGAUCUGUUGAUGGGGACUGACCAAGUGAAUCAUAUUUGCUGAAACAAAAAAUGUUAUGUAUGAACUUGUAGUUUGGUUGAUCUGGAAAUUUGAAUCUUUUCUUCCAAAGAAGUUUUGGGUGUGCUUAAAUGUUUGAUUUGGUUUAGAAAACAGGCCAAAAUGUUCGAUAUUUGGUAAUUUUGAAACAGACUAUGAAACGCUGUGAAUAGCUGUAAACGUUUUUGUCAAACUGGCGGAAGUCGUAGACUAUUUCAAUGUAGAAAUCUGUUGCCAUGAGGUGCUUAGCAACUGUUGCUAUGGUUACAGCAGUUGCUAUGGCGACUUCAUAGUAGCUAAUCAAUCUUCUUGGAAUAUUUGGGUCAAAUUUGUUUGGCAGUGUUGGUUGUCAGCGUUGGUCCUAUCACAAAAUGGGACUUCCAUAAUUUCUGGCUAACGGCAAUGUUUUGCUGGCCGCAGUGUGUGUUCCGAGAUAGCCUUACUAUGUGAAGUUUAAUUCUCAAGUGGAUAUGUUUAAUUUUACACUUGGAUUAUUUGGAUUACAAUGUAAGCCUCGUGGGGCGUUGGACCAGGUCUCGCUUGAUUUGGUAAGUCUGAUUUUUUUAUUGUUGUGACUUUCAACAGACCAGUCAUUGUCGAUUGCAUAGAAGACCACAGAAAGGAAAACAGUCAAAAUGCAGGGUGGCGUCUUCACUAAUUCCAGAUUGCAUAGUAUUCCUGAAACGUUAUGUAGUAUUUAGCUUUUCCAGGGCUUCUUCAUCUUGGGGCAGGCACCCCCAAACGGGGGAUUUUUGUUGUUCCGACCUGCAAUUAUGAUUGCACGAGAUAGAAAUUGCUUGUUUGCCAUGGUCAGCUGAUCGAUUAAUCUACACGUCUGUCAUUUUAUUCGGGUGUCCUCGUCUGCCUUCUAUUUUCGAAUUUUUUCCAUUUACUGAUAAUCGCAAAAAUAUAUGGCUGCGAAAAAAGAACAUCUGAUUGAAAACAGUUAUGGAUUUAUUAAAACGCUAAAUCAAAACUUAUAAAUAUGAUCCUUAAUAUUUCUGGUUUUAGAGUAUUCCGAAUAAGCUCUGCUGAAAACCUGACCCUCCCUUCCCCUUGUUAUAACUUUUUAGCUCACCUCUUAGCAGAGGUGAGCUUAUCCCAUACCGUGGCGUCCGUCGUCCGUCGUCGUCGUCGUCGUCGUCGUCGUCGUCGUCGUCGUCGUCGUCGUCGUCGUCGUCCGUUAGCAGGGCACGUUUCGUAACUGUUAGAGCUAUUGAGUUGAAACUUGGUACACAUGUACCCUUAUGUAAUGACACCUGGGAGACCAAGUUUCGGUCCGAUUCGUUUCAUGGUUUGGCCACCAGGGGGCCAAACGUUAAAAGUGAAAAUAUGCAAUAUCUCCCUUAAUAGUAGUCGGGAAAUUUUGAAAAAAAUAUGGUAGGUACUUCUAGCAAAGGUGCAUCAUAUAUCCUCCGGGUUUUUGAUUUGACCUCCUUUUCAAGGUCACAGAGGUCAAAUGGUGUAAAUUGGCCGUUAGGAUGUAACGAUGGCACGUUUCUAAACUGCAAUGACUAUUGAUACCAAAUUUGGUACACAUUUACCCCUUAGUCAGGUGAUCUCAGGGACCGAAGUUUGGUCCAAUAUGAUUCACCACUUGACCACCAGGGGGCAAAAUCCAAAAACCUUAAAAAUGUGAUUAUUCCUUAACUUCUUGCCCGAUUGCCACCAAUUUGAUAUCAUGGGUACAUCUAACCACCAUACAGUAUAUGUCACACAGGUUUUUAAUUUGACCUUCUUGUCAAGGUCACAGAGGUCAAAUGGCGUAAAUUCGCCGUCGGGCCGUAAACUAUGGCACGUUUCUUAACUGCAAUGACUAUUGAUCACAAAUUAAGUACACAUGUACCCCUUGGUCAGGUGAUCUCAGGUACCGAAGUUUGGUGCGAUCUGAUUUGCCGUUUGGCCUCCAGGGAGGGGGCCAAAUCCUAAAUUCUUCAAAAUGCCAUUAUUCCUAGUAAUGACUUGCCCGAUUGGCACCAAUUUUAUAUCAUAGGUACAUCUAAUUCUAACAACCAUUCAAUGUGUCACCCGGGUCUUCUUUGAUUUGACCUACUUUUCAAGGUCACAGAGGUCGAAUGUACUGUAAAUUGGCCAUUUUGGGGAAAUUGUAAUUGCUUGGACCUACAUCAAACCUAACACUACAUGACACAAGACCAUGCUCUUUAUCCAUCUUUCCUCCACAUGAGGUGAGCACAAUGGCCCUGGCCAUUUCAUUUGUGUAAAAUUCCUGCACUUUAGUUUUGUCCAGGAUUUUGAGAAAUUAUGCAAAUUUUCACUGCAAAUCUUGUUCUAUGGCUUGAUCGCCAAAAUACUUGACCUCCAAUUGACCUACUAUUAGUAGGUCAAUGUCCUAUUGUUCUGUAGCCAUUUGUAUGACACAAUUGGCAUCCCCAUGCUUGAAAAAUAGUCGUAUUUUGGAAGCACAGGUUUCAUAUCCUCCAUAUUUCUGAGUGAGGGGUGGGGAGUCCAUCAUCAAAGCAAAGUCAGGAUUGUUUGACAAGAGCUGAAGAUUCCUGGAGAUGUUUUGUCGAAAGCGACCUAAAAACAAGAAUUGGGAGUGAAAAAAACACACAUUUCUGAAGAACUUGGACAAAAUUAUCAUUUUGUACAUUACCUAUCACCCACAGAUGUAAUCUUAAUUAUUUUCCCAUUAACGUCUUAUUUUAUUAUCUGUCUUUAUUGUAAUUUUCCGAAGUGCUCAACUCAAGUUGAAAUAUUUAUCAUUUAUAUAUCACUAAAUUAAAUUUUUUGCCGAUUGAUGUGCAGGUUUUGAAGAUAGUUAGGAGGUGUAUAUCUUGCCGAACUUGUUUCUUCCUGUACUAAUUUAUGAGGAUAUAUCUAGGAUUUCAUCAGGCAUGGUGACUUCUUCCAAAUAAGUACAUGAAGUACUUUAUACCGUACUCCUUUUCAAAUGGACACUCUAUUUUUCCGAAAAAUAUCCUGACUUUGCACAUGGCCUACAUUGUAGGUAGGUCGUGCAAUAACGCUGGCAAAAGGUGGAUCGCAGCCUUGUAAGAUGUGAAAUGCUCUAGAUAUAUCCUCGACUCUCUCUCUUGAAUGACUAAACAGUAAUUAUUAUUUUGUCUGUAUUUGAAUUUUAUUUUGUCUCCAAUGUCUCCAGUACUUGUAUAAUCAAAAGAAAUUCUAAGCGUAUGCCGCGUGAGCGUUGAAGAACUCACGAGUCAUGUGACACCAAGGACUGCUGUAACCUUGCAUCCCAAUUUCAUGCACUGUGCCACCUCUGGUCUCAUAAGCGUUUACAAUAUGUCUUUUAAUGGCUUAACCCUUUAGAUCCUGGAACAUAAUGUGUUUUCAUAGAGCAUUUCAGCAAUUUUCACCCCAAAAGUCCUGAAAAAGCACCCUUGUGUACAAGCCAGCCACUAAAUGACCGUAAUAUUUCAUCAAGCGAUCCCAAAAGGCCUGAAGCCGUCUUAGUUUGCAGUGGUGUCGCUCGAGAAUGGAUCGCGUACUGGUGAGUGGUUAGCGGCCGGUUUAGGAUAUGUAGACGCACGCCUUGCAUUUAAAAAUUAUAAGGGCAGCCAUUUUAGAGCCAUUUUGACGUGUGAAAGAAUAUCUGAGAGGGUACAAAGGCCAUUUUUGGAAGGCAGCGACUGGUGACAAAAAUCAGUGGUUGGAUAUCAGCCGGUUGGGAUCUAAAGGGUUAAAACAAUAUAAAUUGUUUCUAUUUGGCGUCAUCCCCGUGUAAUUCUCAUUUCUAGUAUGCUGAUAAGUGAUACAUGAUGAUUAUGACUUUUUGCCAAAGUACCGCACGAUAUCUGUCGGUUUGAUAAAAAUGUUGGGUUUCUGGUGUAAUUGUUGGCAUAAUUUCCGCUGUGUUCUGAAGUAAUGAGUUGCAAUGUUGUUGUUUUCUGUUUGGCCUUGACCUUGACCUUGAAAUCUGUGUACAGAGUGUCCCGAAAGAACGUUUUUAAAGGUCGGAUUUGUUGAAAGAGAGACUUUCAACUCUUUGCGAUUGUAAAUUCGGUAAUUUUCGAUUACUGUUGUGUUGCCAACGUCAGCGAUGAUAGCCUCAACAGUCCGUGCAUAAAAACUAAUGCUGAAUUGUAAAGUAGUAUGCAGAGAUUAAGAAAGUUUGGGAUGUUAAAAUAUUUGAUUGUCCGCUGUCCACUUCCAAGUUCCAUCAGAGGCCGAAUAAAUUAUAUCCAAAAUUUAUGAGUGUUUCUGGGUUUUCUUGGUGUUGCAGGCCAUUCGGUUGUUCAACCUGUUUGGCAACAACCUCUGUUUUCUUCCUAAUAGAAAUAAAAGUUAGAUUAUGGACUUUGAGUUCAGAUUGAAAUGGGGACAAUAUUAGUAAUGGCUUUAUAGCUAUACAUAGCCACAUAUUUCUGGGGUAGGUAAGAAGGGGUUAGCUCAUUCUGAAUCUGAUUCAGACCUCCCCUGUGUUAUGUAAUUCUGCAACUGGAGAUCUUCCAAUUUGAAUCGGAAACACUGAUAAAACAUGUCUUGUGUUUAUUUAAAAAAUAAUUUUUCAAAAGUUCGGAAAUGGAUCUUUGGGCUACUGUGGUUGUUCAGUUAGGUCAACUUUGUAAAUAAGUAUUCGCCCCAAUCUUGGGUUGACCAAUGAAAAGUUUGCAUGCAUAACAAGGCAUUUAAUCAUACAUGUAACAUAGCUUCAUUUUAAAUCACAUGCAAUUCAUGCAUUCGGAUCAGUGUUUUGGCAGUGGUGACACCUACUGGUGUUUCCUGAACAAAUUUUCAGUGAAUGACUAAAAUAUCUACUGAAAGGUAAAUAGGGAAAAACUACUGUAAGGUAAAAUGGGGGAAAGCUGCCGUAGUGUAAGCUAAAAUGGGGAAAACUAUACAUUAAACCGUAAAGUUAUUUUAUUUUCCUAACAAAAAUAAAUAGCAUAAAAUAACUAGUCAAUUUAUGUUGAAAAAUGGUCCUCUGAAAAAGAAGGAUGCACGAAGCAUUUUUUGUGAUAAGUUCUUUGCCAGCUUAUAGUCGCGAAAAUUAGACAGCAAGGAGACCCAAAAUGAGUGGCAAGGCCACUCUCUUGAAUUCACACAUCAAAGUCUCAGAGAGUAGCCCAUGACUGUAAAUGAUGACUGCUGUUAGCCACCUGGCAGGAUCAUGUGGAUUGAAAACCGAAAAGAAAAGGAACAUGUUCGCACAUAAUCGGGCAAAAAUUUUGAAACCAGGUAGAUUGUCUUCCGCCAGAAUCAUGUCUCGGACUAUGAUAAUCCGAAUCGAGGCCAGUACUCUACCAAAUGGGGACUGUUUUGAAUAGUCAAGACCUGAAAUAUAAAAUCUCACUCAUAGAAGUCGUUACCUCUUGGUGUGUCAUUCAACCAGUAGGUGUCACCACUGCUACGUUUUUAAAGGGAUACUGUGUAUAUUACUGAUGUUAAAUGUUUUAGUUCGAGGUGCGAGAAGUUAUCUAGGUUAUAUAAUUAUAGUUCCCUUUACUGUGUUGCCACUAGUUUCCGUGGCCACUUACGACCUUUUGAAGGUAAAUUUUAAAGUUUUUUACGUGACAUGGUGUUGUUCUGGUAGCAGUUUUUGGUCAGGACCUGUCGCGUUAUCUACAGAUGGCGGAUAUGGAAUAUAUUAUACAUUGGAAGGUUUGAGGGUAACCCAAUAGAUUUAAACAGUUUCCUAGGUUCAGUAUGUGAAAUAAGAGAAAGUGGUGCAAUUAUAGCCCUUACUGUAUAGCAAUCAGUUGCCAGUAGGCAUUAAUUUACACAAAGGCAAGAAGCCACAUGGGCCAGUGGUAACUCUGCUGGCUACCACACGAAAAGGCCCCAGUUCAAUCCCGGGGAGAACCCAGGAUUGUAUUUCUUGAUGAACUGGCGUGGCUUUCAAGGAACUAAAAUUCCUGGCUCUUCACAGUCCUUCGCAUGAAACAUAAAACCUAGGUUCCUUGGUGUCUGUGCCAGAGCAAGACCCCACCAAGUGAGAAACAUGAGUAGCUUGCGUGGACUCUACCUCUGGCCAAAGUCGGAGUCACUUGGCCAAUAAACUUAAUUGGUCCCUUUAAUAAACCGUUGUGGCGAGCAUAAAUGCUCAUCCCUCGUUGGAGGAGAAAUGCUCCCUGGAGAAAUUCACCUCCAAGUGCAGAGCGAACGCUGAAGAAGAACCACGAAGGCCAUAAUUGUGGCACAAUACCUAAUGUAGAAGUUGGUUUGGCGGUUAUGUAGUUGCAUGCACCCAUUAACCAUUGGGGAUAAAAGUAGGGUAGACGCUUAGUUCGCCGUUUUAUAAGCGAACAGGACAAUUCAAAAUCAGAUAAUGGGUGAUAUGAAUAAAGACUAGCAAAUGCUUUUACUUCAAUUUUGUACAGAAAGGCCUAGUGUAAAUGUACAUGGAGUUUUAGAUAAAAGCAUUUGCUAGUCUUUAUUCAUAUCACCCAAUAACUAGGGAAUCUCUGAUUUGAUAUGUGCUGAUGCAUCUUCUUUGAAUUCUCUCUGCACUUGGGCGUGAUGUUCUCCAGGGGGUAUCAAUCCUCCUCCUCCUAAAGCGGGAUAAGUGUUAAUACACCCCAUUUCAGUUUGGCACCAGUUAGAUUAUUGGCCUAAACCAGGAAGUGACUCCUAUCUUCCGCUGGAGGUAGAGUCAAUUGCAAGCUACUCAUGUUUCUGACUUAAAUGGGUUCGUUUAUCAUUCCCUUGGCAGAGACACAAGGUACAUUGUACAAGGAGCUUCAGUUCUGUUUCAUGCAAAUGGGCCUUCUGUGCUAGUUCCAUAGGUCAAAGAGAGAAUACAGAAAAAACUAAACAGAAUUUUGGUCUCUUGCGAUUUAGUUGCCGGUGUGCACUGUACUCCAGGGAAGGGAACAUGCCAAUACUUCUGGUAUUGGCUGCGUUUUUUGUCUAUUUCUAUAAAACUGCCACAACCAGGCCCAAGACUUGCCAUGUAACCAUGGUGACACCAAUGUCAACACCAUGUCCAGUGUUUUUCAAUGAGUUUUUGACGGGUGGUGUUGUAUGAGCGAAAGUGUCAUAUUUUUGAGGGUCCACCGAGAUAUUUAUAACGUUUAUUGAUGAGGUGUUUUACACUGUGCUUACGAAGGUAGUGUGAGGUGUUUGCGGGUUGUCUAUAGAUUAUUUUAUUUGGAAAUGUGGACGAGUAUGUUGGCGGGGUACAAGUGUGAACAAAUAUAUAAUUACUUUAGAAACUUUGAAGUUGGUCUGAUGUGCUAAAAAUAAUUGACCGUGGGUUACCCUGAUUCUAACAGCGCCAUGGUCAUUGACGAGGACCGAUUAUACAGGGUCUGCCAGAGCCACUUGUAAUUCCAAGAUCUGUACAUUGCUCUUCGUUGAGCCCUGUUUCGGAGUCACUGUACCUUUAGAACUUGUGUAAAGUGCCUGCAAUCCCAACACAUUUCCUUUGCUUGCCUGGCAGUGUUUUUCACGAGGUUAUCUUGAAGCAGGGUGGUGUCCAAAGAUUUUCCUGAUCUGUCUAACAUACAUCAUGCACAUGAUUUGAGGUGGGCCCCGUCAGACAUGUGCAUGAUUUGAGGUGGGCCUUUUCAGGCAUGUUAGGAAUGUUUGGUGGGCCUUGUAAAGUGUUUUUCAGAAAUGGCUGCAAAAAGGGUCCCAUUUACUCAAUUAAUUUUGAGAUGAUUUCAAAAAUAACAUUUAACUGCAUGUAAGCAUCAGUCGGGAUUGGCCAACUCCUGCUUUAAAACUGAAGCCACCCUGCUAUAAAAGUAACUCGUGGAGAUCACUGCAUUUUGUCUCACCCUCUGUUUGUUAAAGUACGGCUCUCGUGGGCCGCUUGAUCGUAAGUGACAGAGAAUUCGCUUUGCUGUUCGGUCAAAAAGGUUAUUUUGUCUGCUAAGACAAAGGGAAUUUUCUGCUGUACUGGUAUGAUUAAGGACCUGUUUGUGUGCCGUGUUGGAGGGACACUGCCUAGGGGGGAUGUUGUAUAAAGGAUCGGUUGAUGACUAUUCAAGGCAGGAUUACUGGUGGUUUGGCAUCUUUUAGUCCUGUGGGAUAACAUUAUUUUAGUAGAUAAUUUCGUUCAUGUAUUGAAAAAGUACUUCAAUGAAUAAAACUGUA